This is a messenger RNA of Ficedula albicollis (Collared flycatcher), 4671 nucleotides long. RefSeq names its product component of oligomeric golgi complex 6 (gene COG6). The coding region runs from base 1 to 2439 and encodes 812 amino acids. The record is from RefSeq and is a predicted model, not a curated record. Gene Ontology annotation, cellular component: COG complex. The transcript is spliced from 22 exons. Lineage: Eukaryota; Metazoa; Chordata; Aves; Passeriformes; Muscicapidae. Gene Ontology annotation, biological process: intra-Golgi vesicle-mediated transport.
AUGGGGCAUCUGUCUAUCUCCCCCACAUGCUGCUCAAGAAAGAUGCAGGGAAUGUACGAAGGGCAGGUCUUGCUUUCUCGCACUGAGCGGCGGGCGCGUUUAGCGACACGUGCAACAGUAAGAAGAUUUUUCUGUUCACUCCAAAGCCUCCGCCUGGGAUCGGGUUUCAGCAGGAGGUCACGGUUUCGGCGCAGGGCCCGGACAUCUGGGAGGCGAACAAGUGAUUUCCCACCUCCGCCUGGGAUCGGGUUUCAGCAGGAGGUCACGGUUUCGGCGCAGGGCCCGGAGCGAUGGGGAGCCCCGGCGAUGGGGAGCCCCGGCGAUGGGGAGCCCGGGGCGGCGGGCGCUGCGCUGCUCGACAGUGACACUCGGCGGGCACCUCCGCCUGGGAUCGGGUUUCAGCAGGAGGUCACGGUUUCGGCGCAGGGCCCGGAGCGAUGGGGAGCCCCGGCGAUGGGGAGCCCCGGCGAUGGGGAGCCCGGGGCGGCGGGCGCUGCGCUGCUCGACACCCCGCCGCCGCCCGCCGCCGCCGCGCCGGGGCUCCCGGCCGCCCCCGGCACCAACCCGCUGUCCCGCAAGCUCAACAAGAUCCUGGAGACGCGCCUGGACAAUGACAAGGAAAUGCUGGAAGCACUCAAGGCUCUCUCGACCUUUUUUGUGGAGAACAGUUUGCGCACCCGAAGGAACCUGCGUGGAGACAUUGAACGACGAAGCUUGGCCAUAAAUGAAGAAUUUGUGCACAUAUUCAAGCAAGUUAAGGAGGAACUUGAGAGUAUAAAUGAAGAUGUGCAAGCAAUGAGCAGCUGCUGUGAAGACAUGUCCAGUCGUUUGAAGGCAGCAAAGGAACAAACCCAGGACUUGAUUGUAAAAACCACAAAACUCCAGGCAGAAAAUCAGAGAUUAGAAAUGAAAGCACAAGUUGCAGAUGCAUUCAUAGCAAAAUUCCAGCUGACACCGGAUGAAAUGAAUCUGCUUCGAGGCACGAAAGAUGAGCCAAUUACUGAGGAUUUUUUCAAGGCUUUGGGACGAGUAAAACAAAUUCAUGAUGAUGUCAAGAUUCUUCUCCGAACAAAUCAGCAAAGGGCAGGCUUGGAAAUUAUGGAACAGAUGGCUUUACUGCAAGAGACGUCUUAUGAACGACUUUACAGAUGGACUCAAAAUGAAUGCAGGACAUUGACACAAGAAUCAUGUGACAUUUCUCCAGUUCUUGCUCAAGCCAUGGAAGCCUUACAGGAUAGACCUGUCCUGUACAAGUACACAUUGGAUGAGUUUGGGACAGCUAGAAGGAGUGCUGUGGUCCGUGGUUUUAUUGAUGCUCUUACUAGGGGAGGUCUGGGAGGUACUCCCCGCCCUAUUGAAAUGCACUCUCAUGAUCCUCUGAGGUAUGUAGGAGACAUGCUGGCCUGGUUGCAUCAAGCUACAGCUUCUGAAAAAGAACACUUAGAAGCUAUGUUGAAGCUUGUGACUAUUCAAGGUGUGGAAGAAAAUAUUCAAGAAGUAGUUGGGCACAUCACAGAAGGUGUCUGCAGGCCUCUGAAGGUUAGAAUUGAGCAGGUGAUUGUUGCCGAGCCAGGAGCAGUUUUACUGUACAAGAUUUCUAAUUUGCUCAAGUUCUACCACCAUACAAUCAGUGGUAUUGUAGGAAACAGUGCAGCCACACUGUUGACAACAAUUGAAGAAAUGCAUUUGUUAAGCAAGAAAAUAUUCUUUAAUAGCCUGAGUCUUCAUGCAAGUAAACUAAUGGACAAGGUUGAGCUCCCACCUCCUGAUCUUGGCCCAAGCUCUGCGCUAAAUCAGACACUUAACUUGCUACGGGAGGUUCUUGCGUCUCAUGACUCAUCUGUUAUUCCACUGGAUGCCCGUCAGGCUGACUUUGUGCAGGUCCUGUCUUGUGUGCUAGAUCCGUUGUUACAGAUGUGUACUAUGUCUGCUAGUAAUUUGGGCACAGCUGAUAUGGCAACCUACAUGGUAAAUUCACUUUACAUGAUGAGGACUACUCUGGCUCUCUUUGAAUUCACUGACAAACGUCUAGAAAUGUUGCAGUUUCAGAUCGAAGCUCAUUUAGAUACACUCAUAAAUGAGCAAGCUUCCUACGUGCUAACGAGAGCUGGUCUGAGUUACAUUUAUAAUGCUCUGCAGCAACACAAACCAGAACAGGGUCCUCUUUCAAAUUUGUCAAGUAUGGAUUCCGUGUCCCUGAAGGUUGCAAUGGCUCAGUUUGAUCGCUAUCUGUCUGCUCCAGAUAGUCUGUUAAUGUCCCAGCUGAAUUUCCUUCUGAGUGCCACUGUGAAAGAGCAGAUAAUAAAACAGUCAACAGAACUGGUCUGCAGAGCUUACAGUGAGUUAUAUGCAGCUGUGAUGGAUCCUUCAAAUGAAUACAAGGAUCCAGAAACCAUCCUACACAGAUCUCCUCAUCAAGUUCAGGCACUCCUUUCAUAGUUUUGCGUCCCCCAGAUUUAUCAGAAUCCAUAAUUCUGUAUUUAUUGAGUAUUUGCAUUGAAUUAUUUUUCUGCUUUGGAUUUGGGUGUGUAACUGUAUAGUUAAAAUAUGUAGGAAUGCAGUUUUCUUUAAUCUGCUUGCAGAAGUCUAGUCUUUCCUGUGUCUUUGAAUACUUUCAAUAGGCCAGAAAAUAGAAUAUAGAUUGAAAAUUAUUUUAAUGUAUUUCUCUGAUGGAAGUGGACCUUGACAAUGUGCAAUCUCUUUGAAAAAGGAGAAAAGCUUUUUUCCUUGCUGUACAUAAUCCUUUCAACUACAGGUUUAACUAGUGUUUCUUAUGACCUCACCAAUAUUUUUAUUUGCUCUAUUGUCUGUUCUCUCAUUCUUUUUCUCAGUCUGCCAUCAGUAAACACUGAUAACUGAAAUUUUAAUACAACUGAUACACUUUGAAUGACUCAUGCAUCACUUUUUCAGCUCAUAAAUCAUUUCAGAGUACUUGAUGCUCUUUUGCAAAUCCUGUUGAUUAAAUCUUUGAGGCAAAAUUUGUGUGUUUUUUUGGCAAUCUAUUGUCUGGUAUUUUCUGUUAGAAAAAGAAAUGUUUGAACUACACGCUUGUAUAUAAACUGGAACUUAAUGCUUUAAAUUAUUUUUAUAAUUCUGUUUUACUGAAAGGAUUUUGGUUUAGAGCAAUUGUUUUCAGUAGGAAUCCUCGUAUCAGUUGAAACUGCUGAUCUCCUCAGGAUGGGACCAGUAUAGGUUAGGAAAGUUGUUUGCACAGCAGUAUGGCCAUUCCUCCCUCACAUGUACGUGAUUUUUGUUUUGUUUUUAUGUACAGAAAAAGUCCAUCUGCUCUAGUGCAAGUGUUUACUCAGCUCAUAAUCCACCAAGAGAUUUUCAUGGUUUACAUGACUUGGGAUUUAUGUGGGAGAGCUGGGGUGUGUAGAUGUCCCAGGCUGAUGCAUAGAAAGCCAUAAGUGAAGCUUUCAUUUCUUUCCUCUGGUGCAAGCUGAAGCUUCCCUGUGUAGAAGCCCUGAUAGUACGGAGUUAUGAUUCAGGGCACUUCUAAUUCCAGGAAAAGAGGAAAAUAAAUAAGUAGGAUAUUUGUUCUCCACUGGGUCUCGUGAUAAUUAUCUGCAAAUUCCUUAAACAUAAUUAUUUUUUAGGAAAGUAUUGUUAAAGAGAAAUCUUUAGGAAAUAAAAAGUCAGUAAAACGGAUUUGUGACUAGGUUUUUUUGUUCAUUUGUUUUUAAAGGAUAAUUUAAGCAAACUGUUUUGUUGGAAGCAUUUAACUUUUUUCCUUCUCUUUGUUACUGUAGGAGUGCCACAGUUAUUACAGUCGCCUGAGUUUACUCUCCCAUUAUAUGUGGCUUAUUUUAUGUACAUCAAGGGGGAGAGGAGCAGUCAUUCAUAUUGAAUAACUUAUUUUACUUUUAUUAGUAGUAAUAGUCCACAUAUAAAAUACAUACUUGGUGGCAGCCAAGUCUGCAGCUUAGUGUAUGCUUGCAAAAGAGCAAGACAUACAGAGCAGCAGCAAUACAUUUUCGCCUCUUGGAAGACUCAUUGCACAAAAUGCAUUCAGUGCACUCACAAAGCAGCUUCUGUGGUAAUGCCACAAUAAAGCAAUAGCUCCUUUUCCAAAUGGGAGUAAUUUGUUGGUAUAGAAAGUGUAAGUGUCCCUGCAGUUCUUGGGCCAGGCAUAGAUCUUUCUGUAAAUAUGAACGUUAGAUUUAUUUUGUUUAAAAUCUCUAGACCUGUAAGACAAAAAAUUCUAGAAGCUUAGAAAAGCUCUAAUGGAAAAUUACCAGGUAAGGCUCUUUAUAUUACUCAGAUUUUGCAUUGCCAUAUUAUACUUUCAGGUGGCUGUUCAAUGUCGUUUAAUAAUGUUAAUAUUGCUUAAUAUGCCUAUAAUUAUUAUCUAAUAUAUGGAAAUUACAUCAGCUGUGAAAGGACUAUAAAUUAGCUUACUCAUAAGAGUGAACUUUUUCCUGAAAUAACACUCAACCUCAGUCUCCAGUAAUCAGUAGCUUGCAUGAGGAUUAAUAAGAAGUUGCUUCCUAUCUUUGAUUCCAUGUAGAGACUUACUCAUGAUUUUACCUUCUCUUGGUAAAAAUGCAAAAGCUAUGGAAGUUGUAAUUUAGGAAAAUUAAAGUCAGUCGCUAAUUUUGAUCUGUGCAAUUAAAGUUAAUGACCAAUAGUCACAAAUAAAAAAGGACAUCAAUAAAGAUAUUUGACUUA